This is a messenger RNA of Diabrotica virgifera virgifera (western corn rootworm), 1503 nucleotides long. RefSeq names its product serine/threonine-protein phosphatase 2A activator-like. Gene Ontology annotation, molecular function: protein tyrosine phosphatase activator activity; peptidyl-prolyl cis-trans isomerase activity. Gene Ontology annotation, biological process: mitotic spindle organization. NCBI's taxonomy places the organism in Eukaryota, Metazoa, Arthropoda, Insecta, Coleoptera, Chrysomelidae. The transcript is spliced from 7 exons. Gene Ontology annotation, cellular component: cytoplasm; protein phosphatase type 2A complex; nucleus. The record is from RefSeq and is a predicted model, not a curated record. The coding region runs from base 85 to 1413 and encodes 442 amino acids.
GAUAAGAAAUUGUCAAAUUUUAAAAAUAAAUACGAACUGGCAAAACAGAAAUAUAUAUUUUACAAAUAAUUUUUGAAUAUUACGAUGCAAUCUGAUGGAUCUAUAGUGCCAGACCAUCAUGUUUAUGUUAUACCAAGUAAAUUGAUCAAAACUACAGAUGAUAUGCGGAGUUGGGAAAAAUCCGAAACUUAUUAUGAAUAUUUGGGUUUUAUUUAUACCCUGAACGAUGCCAUUAAAGGUAAAUCCAUUGAACAGGCAUCAGCUAAUGUUUCCACCGAGAUUGAUAAGAUAUGCGAAUUAUUAGAUAUUAUAGGGAUUUUGAUGGAGGAAUGUCCUACAGUUGAACAUUGGGAAGAGAAAUGCAAUCCAGCAUUUAGAGAUUGGUACGAAAGAGUGAAAAAUCAAGCCAUUAUUUUACUUCAAACAGUUAUACCAGAACCUUUGCAUAGAGCAAUACCAGAAAUAAUGAUCUAUUUUGUGGAAGGCUUCGGUGGUUCUAUAAAUGUUGAAUAUGGAACCAUCCAUGAACUAUCUUUUCUUUUGUUUUUAUGUUCUCUUUUUAAAAUUGGAUAUUUGAAAACAUCCGAUAUAUCUGCAGUAGCUACUAAAGUGUUUUUAAGGUACCUAAAAUUGGCUCGAAAGCUACAAAUAACUUACCAGAUGGAACCAUUUGGAAAUGAGGGGGUGUGGAGUCUGGAUGAUUAUCAAUUUGUACCCUUUAUUUUGGGCAGUUCACAAUUAAUUGAUACCGUAUUAUUGAGCCCCUCCAGUUUCCUUAAAGAAGCAAUUGUUAACAGAUAUUCGUCCAAAUAUAUGUUUUUUAAUUGCAUAGAGCAUAUCAACACGAGAAAAUCCGGUCCCUUUGCUGAGCAUUCAAACCAGUUAUGGAACGCUAGUGGGCUUUCAUCUUGGGCUACAGUGAAUUCUAGUCUUAUAAGAAUGUACCGGGAAACAGUUCUGAGCAAAUUUAAUCUAGUUCAACAUAUAAAUUUUGGAUCGAUCUUCACUCUUAAUCAAGCAGAACCAGGUUCGAGUAUCCGAAGACCAAAGACAAGUUUAGCAGCUCUACAUAAAACUCUAGCAAACGUGGAAUUUAGCGGUCAACGUGGAAUAAGGAGUCUUAUAUCUGCAGAUGUGCGCAGCGACAUAGCAGGGACUGCAGGAAAAUCUUCUAGUAAUUCGAGCAGCUUUAGCAGAGGUCAACAAGAUCCAAAAUUAUCCGAUGAUAGACAUUUUAAAGAAGAUCGAGAUGAUUUAAUAAGCGAGAGUCUACAAAAAACUCCAAAGACAUCUUUUGACAAAGAUUCUAUGUUUAAAGAUGAGACGGAGAAACCAAAUCCUGAGUUUAGCUCUCGUAGAAGUAAAAAUGCUUCAGUAACCAUAGUUCUUGACAAUGAGGACGAUGAAAUAUAAGGCACUAGUCAGAAAGAGAGAAAAAUAUAUUUUAUUAAAUUAAAAUGUGAUUAUUUUCAAGCAUGAUGAAUAAAAUAUGUUAUUUAUUUA